AUGGUAUCAGAGCAGAAGAUCUCAUACCUAAAAAUUUCGUUUGAUAUUUGUCCUUGUUCAGUAUGGCCGGAGAUGAUGAUGUUUCUCCGUCCAGGUUCCAGUGGAGCCCUCGCUGUCCCUUCUUCAGUUGAAUGGGAGAAUUACAACGAAUGGGCAUCAGAGUUGUACAAUGCUUUGCAGGCUAAACGCAAAACCGGUUUCAUUCAAGGUGUUCUUCCGAACCGGCGAGCGAUAGCCGAUUUGGAGAAUUGGUUGACUGCGAAUUCCAUGCUAGUUGGAUGGAUUCGUUCGUCGAUCGAACCAAAGGUCCGUUCUACCGUAUCGUACAUCUCCGACGCUUACCUCCUGUGGACUGAGCUGAAGGAGAGGUUUUCCGUGGGCAACAAGGUUCGUGUCCAUCAGAUUAAAGCUCAACUCGCUUCGUGCAGGCAAGAGGGGCAAACCGUUCUUGAGUAUUAUGGACGGCUUUCUACGUUGUGGGAAGAUUACAAUCGUAUCAACCAGUGA
Molecule: messenger RNA, 507 nt
Organism: Microthlaspi erraticum
Lineage: Eukaryota; Viridiplantae; Streptophyta; Magnoliopsida; Brassicales; Brassicaceae
Source: the annotation of a GenBank genome assembly